UCAAAGACAGCGAUGAAAGUCGUGAGAAAGUCCCCUUUAAUGAUAACACUCCAUUAAAAGAAUCAUGCCUUCAGAAGUGAAGAUAGAGUAUCCGGGUUAAGGAGCAGAUUAAGUGACAGCCCUCCACAUUCUUAGGGUUGAAGUGAGUAAGAAGAAAAGCCAGCGACAGAACGAGGAAGAAAGAGAGAGAGAGAGAGAGAGAGAGAGAGGUGGAGACAAAUUCGAGCUCGAUCGUCGAGAUUGCUGGCGAGGUUGUGAGCGGCCUCUUCCGACGAAGAAGAGCAGGGAAGAGAAGCAGGGCCGCAGAAGCAAGCGAGAAAAUAAUUCUGCAGGACAUAGCAACGUUGCAACCGAUGAUCGUACAGAGUAUAGGGUCGCCCUCAGGUGUUCAAGGCCCGAGUUUGCGCGGAUAGUCGGUCAGUCUUCUGGAACGGGAGAUUGGAUUGAGUUGAAUUCGAUUCGGUCUGCAAAUCGCGAUAACCAUGGUGCUCGAGGCGACUAUGAUUUGCAUUGAUAACUCGGAAUGGAUGCGUAAUGGGGACUAUGCCCCUACACGCUUUCAAGCUCAGGCCGAUGCGGUGAACUUGAUAUGUGGCGCCAAAACUCAGUCGAAUCCGGAGAAUACAGUUGGUGUUUUAACCCUUGCCGGCAAGGGCGUUCGAGUUCUCGUGACACCAACGUCUGACCUCGGGAAAAUACUGUCAUGCAUGCACGGUUUGGACAUUGGUGGAGAGAUGAAUUUGACAUCGGGUGUUCAAGUGGCUCAGCUUGCCUUGAAACAUCGUCAGAACAAGCAUCAACGUCAAAGAAUCGUUCUAUUUGCUGGCAGCCCUGUCGCUUCUGAUAAGAAGACACUAGAGACUAUCGGCAAGAAAUUGAGAAAAACCAAUAUUGCACUAGACAUUGUCAGCUUUGGCGAGGAGGAUGACAAUAAAUCGGAAAAGCUGGACGCUUUGCUCAGUGCAGUGAUAAGCAAUGAGAACAGUCACAUUGUUCACGUUCCACCUGGUCAAGCUAUCCUCUCUGAUGUCCUUAUCAGUUCAUCAAUCUUCACUGGUGAUGGGGAGGGAGGAAGCGGUUUUGCUGCAGCAGCAGCUGCAGGAGCAGCGGCGGCGGCCGCUGCAGCCGCAGGAGGAGCCGGAGGAUUCGAGUUUGGAGUUGACCCAAAUUUGGACCCAGAGUUAGCUCUUGCUCUCCGUGUCUCUAUGGAAGAGGAGCGAGCUAGACAGGAAGCUGCAGCAAAAAGAGCAGCAGAUGAGGCCUCAAAGAAUCAAACAGAAGGCGGGGAGUCCUCUGGUCAAGGUGGUGAUGUUGCGAUGAUGGAUGCUUCUCCGGUAGUUCCUGUGGCAGCUGCUGACAAAGGCCCUGAUUUUAUGGACGAAGAGAGUGCUCUACUAGAGCAAGCAUUGAAAAUGUCAAUGGCGGAAAGUGCUGCCGCUGCGGCUGCUCAAGGUGCCGGAGACGUGACAAUGGGAGAUGGGAUGUCUGAGGAUCUCGCAUUGGCUCUACAGAUGUCCAUGCAAGAAGCAGCCGCUGCAGCCGCAGCCGGAGGUACAACGACUCCUGCCAGCUCAGAUAUGAGCAGAGUUCUUGGAGACCAGAGCUUUGUAUCAUCUGUUUUGGCUUCGCUGCCUGGAGUAGAUCCGAACGACCCGUCUGUACGAGAUGUACUCGCUUCGUUUCAACAAGAAGAGGAACAACGGAAAAAUGAUGCAAAGGGCAAAGACACUGAGAAACAAGGUUAAACGCAGCAUGGCUAAAAGUACUUCGAAAAGUGAUAGAAAAGUCUCCGAAAGAGGGAUACUUUCAACUAGCUGAUAAAAUUGCCAGAUCAAUGAGAAGCUAGAUGAACAUGGCUCACUUUUGUGUAUACAUCCAGAUGUAUAAGUGUUGCUGUGUGAGCCUUGCGCGUGGUCACAGCUUGUGUGCACCCCCGGGCUUGAUGUGCAUCUAUUGUAGGAGCAGCGUUGAUAGAACGUAGCUUGUGGACCUUGCCAAACCACUUUUGAAAAAGAUUCGGUGGCUGAACAACGCAAUAGUUUAAAGCCUCCUAGUCCCGAUGUCUAGACUUAUCAAGCCGAAAGCUCAGAAACUAAAUAUUGUUCUCAAUAGUUGGAGGAUCCAAGUGCAUUUGACAGCCGUUCUGAGCUCCACAAAAGGCAUAUGGUUUCACUAACAGACAUUGGUUUCCGCUUACGAGGUCCGCCUAGGUAGUGCCACGAGCUGCGCAGAUUGAGAUUCAGUGGCGCAUUUGAAUCAUUAGUUUCUUGUACUCUCUUCGUAAAAUUCUGCUCGAGUUGUAAACAAUAACUCUAGCAGUAAGAUAUGCGUUUGAUGUCUUGUAUCGGCUAAACUGGCUAUGUAAACCAAGGCAAAGCCGAGCCACACAUCUGGACUCUUGAACUAGAAAACAUGGACACAACUAAGGCGUACUUUUCAAGCGCACACUUCACAUUUAAGCGAAACGAA
Molecule: messenger RNA, 2469 nt
Organism: Marchantia polymorpha subsp. ruderalis
Lineage: Eukaryota; Viridiplantae; Streptophyta; Marchantiopsida; Marchantiales; Marchantiaceae
Source: the annotation of a GenBank genome assembly